AUGGAUGUUCUCUUUGGAGGACGGCAGAAACUCGACUUAGACGUUUCUUUGAAAACAAUCGAGGAACUGAUUGUAUACUUGAAAGAAAAAGAGUUAUCUGAAAGAGAGGAACUCUUUGUCGAAGGCACGAACUUACGCUCUGGUAUUUUAGUAUUGGUAAAUGACGUAGACUGGGAGGUUCUUGAUCGUGAAAAAACAGAGUUGAAUGAGGGAGAUGAUAUUUUAUUCUUAUCCACAUUACACGGUGGGUAGUUCAAAGUGUGAAUCGUUCA
This is a messenger RNA of Blastocystis hominis, 272 nucleotides long. RefSeq lists its product as hypothetical. Gene Ontology annotation, biological process: tRNA thio-modification; protein urmylation. The record is from RefSeq and is a predicted model, not a curated record. Gene Ontology annotation, molecular function: protein tag activity. NCBI's taxonomy places the organism in Eukaryota, Bigyra, Opalinata, Blastocystidae. Bases 1 to 252 code for a protein of 83 amino acids. Gene Ontology annotation, cellular component: cytoplasm; nucleus. The transcript has 3 exons.